Nerophis lumbriciformis (worm pipefish) is the source of this 1812-nucleotide messenger RNA. The record is from RefSeq and is a predicted model, not a curated record. Lineage: Eukaryota; Metazoa; Chordata; Actinopteri; Syngnathiformes; Syngnathidae.
AUGUUCCGCAGCAUUAAGGUGUUCGUGCUCUGUCACGGUUUGCUGCAAUUCUCGCAACUGCUUUACAGCUCCUACUUCAAAAGCUCCCUCAGCACGGUGGAGAAGCGCUACGGCCUCAGCAGCUACUCCGCCGGAACUCUAUCCUCCCUGCACGAGGUGAGCAACUGCGUGUUGAUUGUUUUCCUGAGCUACUUCGGGAAUCGGGUGCACCGCCCUCGUGUCAUUGGCAUCGGCGGGUUAUUGAUGGCCAUUAGCGCCGUCAUGCUCGCGCUGCCUCACUUCCUGUCCAACCCGUACAAGCACGACUCUGUGAUACUGAAGCGUGAGGACAUUUGCGACGCACAGAGGAACUCCAGUGCUUUAGAGUCUUGCGGCCGUGACGAGAGCAGGCGAUUGGCCGACACGAACACUCUGUGGGUGCUCAUGGCCGCCGCCCAGCUGCUGUUCGGCGUGGGUUCCGUUCCCAUGCAGCCCUUCGGCAUCUCAUACAUAGAUGACUUCGCCGCGCCAGGGAACUCGCCACUCUACAUAGCCAUCUUAUUUGCCGUUUCCGUGUUCGGGCCCGCCUUUGGCUUCCUGUUGUGCUCAGUCAUGCUUCGCAUCAACGUGGACGUGGACAAAAUCGCUUCAGGAGCUCAGAGAGCGCUGAGUCCAGGCGACCCCCGCUGGGUAGGCGCCUGGUGGAUGGGCCUUCUCAUCACGUCGGUCUUCCUGGCACUCACUUCCCUGCCAUACUUCUUCUUCCCUCGCUCUAUACCGUCAGAGGGGCGGAUGAUUGGAAGGGAAUCCAGAGUGGACUUCAAGAAGCCUCGUGUCUCUUUGUACGACUUCUUAAAAAUGUUUCCCAAGAUGUUCUUCCACCUUCUAUUGAGUCCACUUUUCCUGGUCCUGAUCCUGGCCCAGUGCUGCUUCUCUUCAGUGAUCGCCGGCCUCUCCACUUUCCUCAACAAAUUCCUAGAGCGCCAGUACAGCGCAUCUGCUGCUUACAGCUCCAUGCUGGUCGGUGCGGUGAAUCUUCCGGCCGUGGCGGUGGGCAUGCUUGCGGGCGGCGUGGUCAUGAAGCGGACGGGAAUGUCGCUGAAAAACAUCCCUCGUUUCUCUGUACUCAUGUUGAGCAUCUCUACGCUGAUGUGUGUGCCGCUAUUUUUCAUGGGAUGCUCCACAAACAAAGUGGCUUACAACGGACAGCACAGUUCUCUAUCCACGUGCUACGCCAACUGCUCGUGCCCCUCGGGCGCCUUCAAACCUGUGUGCGGUUCUGAUGGAGUGGAGUACAUUUCUCCAUGUCAUGCUGGAUGCACCAACUUCACUAAAAGCCCAAACAACUCGCAUACCAUCCAGCUGUACACUAACUGCAAGUGCGUAUCAGGCAGCAAGAAUGAGGCGCUGCCGUCGCCGUGCCCUAACAAGUGCCCACACUUCUUGCUUCCGUUCAUCCUGGUGCUGUCGGCGGGGGCGUUAAUCGCAUGCCUCACACACAAUCCCAUGUACAUGAUGCUGCUCAGAAGUGUUGCGUCAGAAGAGAAGUCAUUUGCCAUUGGGGUUCAGUUUCUACUACUGAGGCUUUUGGCAUGGCUUCCGGCGCCGGCGCUGUUCGGCACAGCCAUCGACACGUCGUGCAUCUGGUGGAAGCACGUGUGCGGGAAGAAGUUCAGUUGUGGCUACUAUGACAAUGACGUCUUGAGGAACAGGUAUCUGGGCUUGGUAGUGGGCUACAAGGUGAUGGGCGUGGCACUACUGGCCAUCCUGGGCUGGAAAGUGUUGCGGACACAGGAAUACAGUCUAGAGAAGAGGCCUGAUGGCAUGCUAUAA